Oppiella nova is the source of this 303-nucleotide messenger RNA. The record is from the annotation of a GenBank genome assembly. Lineage: Eukaryota; Metazoa; Arthropoda; Arachnida; Sarcoptiformes; Oppiidae.
AUGACUUCAAUUAUUAUAAUAAAUCAGGACUGUGUCCAGCAGAUCGUAAUGAACGUGGGUGUUUGUGUGCAAAAUAAAAUGCCCAAGGACAUUCCUACGGACCCCGCAAUGCCUGGUGAAUACACCUGUUGCAAUAUAUAUUUCACUUAUUUCUGUAUGUUUGAGGCUAAACACGACAAAUGCGAGACUAAAGAGUACGACGAUUACAUGAAAACUAUAAAAGCCGGAAAAUCUGAAAGUGACAAAAUGUGCAAGGACUUUCAACGGAUGAUUGUACGGAGGCUGAAUUUAAGGAGUAUAUAA